AUGGGGAGAUCAACUUCUUCUUCUUCAUCAAGCUCACUAAUCUUCCUCCUCCCCUACAUUUUUCUAUUAAGUGUUGAUUUCUAUGGUGCAAAUUUAAGAGCAAAUGCUGUCACCCCAUUAAUUCAAAGGGCUUGUGAUUUCUCUAUGGUUAGAGAGUUUUGCUAUAAUGUUAUGGAAAAUGAUCCAGAGGCUCAAUUGGCAAAAACUAAGGUCGAUAUUGAAAAUGUUACAAUUAGAUUGGCGUAUUCAAACUUCACAAAUAUUGCAAGGAAGGCUUGGACAAUCACUUCAUGUGAAACAAAUCCAGAAUAUAAGCAAAUUUAUAGGAAGUGUCUCCAUCAGUAUAUACGUUUGAGAUUAGAUUUCCAGAAUUUUACUCAAACCUUGGAAUCCAAUGGUGAUUUGGAUCAAGUGGCUCUGGGUGCAAUAACUCAUAUAUUUGCUUGUACGAGUUUUUUCCAAUCUCCAUCUGUUCCAAAUCCCUUUGCUCAAGAUAAUGAUAAUCUUGGCUGGUUCAUUGAACUUAUUAGGGAUAUUUAUUUGACAUUAUAA
Molecule: messenger RNA, 552 nt
Organism: Nicotiana attenuata
Lineage: Eukaryota; Viridiplantae; Streptophyta; Magnoliopsida; Solanales; Solanaceae
Exons: 1
Coding region: 1-552 (183 amino acids)
Molecular function (GO): enzyme inhibitor activity
Source: RefSeq, a predicted model, not a curated record